AUGUCUUUAGCUUCAUCCUGUGGAACAAUUCCUCCAGUGCAAAGUAAUUAUUCACCAAAGGGUGAAAUUACAAAUAUUGCCGGUAUAGAGGUCUAUUGUGCGGUUCCUGACUCAUUUGCCGAAGCUCAGACUAAAAAUGCAAUUAUAAUUUGUUAUGAUAUUUUUGGGUUUCAUGAAAAUGUAAAGCAAAUUUGUGAUUUAUUAGCAUCUCAAGGUUUCUUUGUUGCGAUGCCCGAUUAUUUUCGAGGUAAUCCUUGGAAGAUUGACGCAGGCAUCAACAGAAAUAAACUUAUUGAAUGGUUAAAUGCAACAGCACCUCCUGAAACAGUUUAUCAACUCACUACUCAAGUUGUAGAACAUCUUCGAAAUGAACAUAAAGUUCAGAAUUUUGGAUAUGCAGGAUUUUGUUGGGGUGGCAUGAUUGCAUCUAAACAAUCCAAAGAUCCAAAUUUUGAUGCUUGUAUAUUAAUUCAUCCUGGAAUGUUGAAACUUGAUGAUUUUAAGGAAAGUCAAUGUCCUAUCGCUUUUUUACCUUCUAGAGAUGAACCUGACCUUGAAAAUGAAUUUUUUAAAAAUCCGGUUCUUACUAGCAAGCCAUUUGGCAGUAAACUCAUUCAUCGUAGAUUUGAUGCGUCGCAUGGUUUCGCGGGAGCCAAGGGUAAUUUCGAGGAUCCAGUUAACGCUAAAUAUGUAAACGAAGUUAUUGAUAUUAGUGUUAAGUUCUUUAAUGAGAAUUUAGGUGUAAAAUAUUAA
Scutellospora calospora is the source of this 753-nucleotide messenger RNA. The record is from the annotation of a GenBank genome assembly. Lineage: Eukaryota; Fungi; Glomeromycota; Glomeromycetes; Diversisporales; Gigasporaceae.